Cryptomeria japonica (Japanese cedar) is the source of this 1034-nucleotide messenger RNA. Its product is annotated as phosphatidylinositol N-acetylglucosaminyltransferase subunit P. The coding region runs from base 204 to 704 and encodes 166 amino acids. The transcript is spliced from 6 exons. NCBI's taxonomy places the organism in Eukaryota, Viridiplantae, Streptophyta, Pinopsida, Cupressales, Cupressaceae. The record is from RefSeq and is a predicted model, not a curated record.
UUCAUCAAAUUUACAUCCAAACACUUAUUUAACACAUUUAUUUUCCAUUGUCGUUUUGUCUAUAUCGACAAGUCGAAUGCUUCACUGAUGAGCCCUACUUCAACUGUUCCAAGGUGAGGGAUGCACGAGAGUUAAAACUAACACCAAUAGGGAAGAAAUAGCUACACGAAGAAGAUUUAAGCAAUAAAGAGGGAGCUUCAAAUAUGGUGGAUUCAUCAGUUAGUAGCCCAAGGCGCAUGCUUUCUUUAUCUAGGGAGAGAGCAUUUGUCUCAAUUUUGGAUGAUGACAAAGAUGGGAAAGCUGUCUUAUCAAGCAAACAAGGUGCAAAUACUUCAGAGGUGUAUGGAUUUGUAGGUUCCAUCUCAACGAUUGUGGUAAUAGGUUUAUUUUUUUUAUGGGCAUAUUUGCCCGAACCUUGGCUUCACUACUUGGGCAUCACUUACUAUCCCAGCAGAUAUUGGGCUUUGGCACUACCAACCUAUGCUUUGGUGACAAUCAUUUUUAUUAUGUCAUUUUACUUGAGCCUAAAUUGCAUGGCUACAGUUCCUGCGACCUCAUGGAGUUCUCUCUUUGAUGAAUACACAAGAGAAGCUUCAAGAUCUCUAUCUGGACAUGCAUCGACCAAUGAAGAAGAUCCUAUUGAUCCCAUUUCGGAUAUCCGAAUUACAGAAAUAAAUGCUAGGGUGUUUGGAAUACAGAAAUGAAGAGUCAAAAGUGCGGUGCUAGGAUUCUUGUACAAUUGGUAUAGAAUGAAAAUAACCAAAUUACUAUGUUGUACUGGCUGACCAAAUUGAACAGUUGCAGUUAACAUUCACAGGCAUUCCUAUGUGUUUAAGAUCUGUAAUUCUCUUGAUUUUCAGUAUUUAAGAUUAGCAAGCGGUUUAUCUUAAUUUUAGUAACAGACUAGAAAGUUGUUGACAAUAUGGUGCUAAGUUCCAUCCUUAUUGGUGGCUGCAGUGUAUUUUGAAAUUGAACAUGAACUGAGAUGUUACAAUCAGGUUAGAAAAGUAAACAAACUUGCACAUUUUGCUUCA